Choloepus didactylus (southern two-toed sloth) is the source of this 8258-nucleotide messenger RNA. RefSeq names its product mitotic deacetylase associated SANT domain protein (gene MIDEAS). Gene Ontology annotation, molecular function: transcription corepressor activity. Gene Ontology annotation, biological process: regulation of transcription by RNA polymerase II; negative regulation of DNA-templated transcription. Lineage: Eukaryota; Metazoa; Chordata; Mammalia; Pilosa; Megalonychidae. Bases 1491 to 4748 code for a protein of 1085 amino acids. The record is from RefSeq and is a predicted model, not a curated record. Gene Ontology annotation, cellular component: transcription regulator complex; histone deacetylase complex. The transcript has 13 exons.
CCCCCUGUUCUGCAGAAAUGCUUCCCAUCUUCCUACCAGUCAGCAAGAAGCCAUCAGCGCUUGCACCAGAGAAUCCAUCAGGGGGAUUAUGGGAAAGCUAGAGGAAAAUGUGGGCAUGGAGUGAAAGCUCUCAACUCUGGCCUCAGUUACUAGAGUGAAAUCCAGGAGCUUUUCAUCACCUAAGUAACUGAAAUAUAGUCCUUAUUAAGGGCUAGGACCAGUUUCUCAAAAACCUUUACACUAACUAGGAUCCAGAAAGUGAAUCUUGGGAAGCCUCUUAAUAAAGUGCCUUGGAGAGGAUCGUGCAUAAUUUACCGUAUCCAAAACCAGCGAGAGUUUCCUUUGUGGAAGAAAGCGAUUUGUGCCCUCCCCACCAUCAAUACACACAGUUUCCUGGCAGGCCCGAUGGGUUUCCAAACAUUUCGUCACCGUCUCCUCCUGACCUUGGUGUGAAGGGAACGAGCCGCGUGGCCUGUUGGUUCCAGCAAAGCCAUCGGGGGCGCCCGCCUCGGCUGGGGGAGGGUGGCUACAGACUCGGGAGUGGAGGUGAGGUCUGCUGGAAAUCCCCAGCCCGGGCAGCCGCCAGAGGUUUAAAGACGCCUUCCCCGGCCUUAUUUGGUCGCAGGAAGUGGGCGGCGCCGGGCCUGCAGGCAGAGAGGCCGCUCCGAGACAGUUGUGCUGAUGAAGUGGUCGAGCUGGUUCCUGCUCGCCGCCGUGCCGCGCGCGCCGGCCGGCCGCUGGGCGCUCCGCGCUCCCAGCUCGGAGUUGUGCAAUCCUUUGUAGCGCGCCAGAGAGUCCUCCUCCUUCGCUGUUGCCUCUCGUCCUCUCUCUUUUUUUCAAGCUGUGAGCUCAACCGAUGAGUCAGAGCCGUGCAAUCCUGACACUGCAUCGCAGGACUGGGGGUGACACGGAGGGAGGGAGAGUCAGCGAUCGCGAGGCGGACACCGCGGGCGCGCAGCGCGCCCGAGGCUCCUGCGCCGCGACCGGGGGGUGACAGCCCGCGCGUCCCGCCUGGGCCCUGCCAGCAAACUUCCCAGCCUCGGAGGCGCGGGCUGACGGAAGCCCAGAGAGCGCCGCGGAAAAGCCGCGGCGCUGUUUGUUUUUAAAAUCGGGGACUGCGUGCAGCCGGCUGAACUCCGGGAGGCGACCAAAGGCGGCAAACCCGCGGCGGAGGGGGGACAUCCGAUGUCGGAGUUCGGCCAGGAGCGGGGCUCCAAGACCCUGUGUAGCGUCAUGAACUGGGAAGAGUAGACGCUCCUGAGAGCCUCACCACAAAGAGGAAGGAGGAGCCAGCAGUUCUUUCUCCUUGUGCCUGACUGCGUCGUCCAGCGUCUUCCUCUGCUCUUGCCCACCCCCACCCCCCAGCCCCCAGCUCCCAGCCCCCACCGGCCCCUGGACUAGGGCUGGGCUGGGCUUCCAGCAGCACGUUUCCCCAGGGCAUGGGCAACUGGUGAAGCAGGGCUCACUGCCGGGGCCCAGUUGACCACACCAUGAACCUCCAGGCCCAGUCCAAGGCUCCGAAUAAGCGGAAGCGUUGUCUCUUCUUUGGGGAUCAGGAGCCAGCUCCCAAGGAGCAGCCCCCAUCCCUGCAGGCCCCACAGCAGCCCCCAGCCCCUCCACAGGUCACCAGAGUAAAGGAGGAGUCCUACUUUGGGCAUGAGGGUCCCGUAGGGGGCGCCCCCACCUCCCAGCCUGUGGAACUGUCCCCUCCCAACAGCCUGGCCCUGCUAAACUCUGCAGUAUAUGGGCCUGAGCGGACCACAGCAGCCAUGUGGCCCAACUCUGUGAUGGCCCCGGGACGGGGCCCAGAGCGUGGAGGGGGUGGGGGUGUCGGUGACAGCAGCUGGCAACAGCAGCCUGGCCAGCCUCCCCCCCACUCAACCUGGAACUGCCACAGCCUGCCUCUCUACAGUGGACCCAAGGGGAGCCCCCAUCCUGGUGUGGGAGUCUCUGCCUACUAUAACCACCCAGAGGCACUGAAACGGGAGAAAGGGGGUGGCCCACAACUGGACCGCUACGGGAAUGCAGUGAGGCCAAUGAUGUCACAGAAAGUGCAGCUAGAGGUGGGGCGGCCACAGGCCCCCCUGAACUCCUUCCAUACAGCCAAGAAGCCCCCAAACCAGACGCUGCCCUUGCAACCCUUCCAGCUGGCCUUUGGCCACCAGGUGAACCGGCAAGUCUUCCGGCAGGGCCCACCGCCCCCCAACCCUGUCGCCCCCUUCCCCCUGCAGAAGCAGCAGCAGCAGGCAGCCCUGCCCCAGAUGCAGCUCUUUGAGAACUUUUACCCCAUGCAGCAGCCACCCUCCCAGCCGCCCCAGGACUUUGGCCUGCAGCCAGCUGGGCCCCUGGGACAAGCCCACCUGGCUCACCAUAGCAUGGCACCAUACCCCUUUCCCCCCAAUCCUGAUAUGAACCCCGAACUGCGCAAGGCUCUCCUGCAGGAGUCAGCCCCGCAGCCUGUGCUACCUCAGGCCCAGAUUGCCUUCCCCCGCCGCUCCCGCCGGCUUUCUAAGGAGGGUGUCCUGCCUCCCACUGCCCUGGAUGGGGCUGGCACCCAACCUGGGCAGGACCCUGCCAGCAACCUGUUCCUACAUCACUGGCCCCCGCAGCAGCCCCCACCUGGCCCCCUGGGACAGCCCCAUCCUGAAGCCCUGGGAUUCCCAAUGGAGCUGCUUCCUGAUGGGGAGAGACUGGCGCCCAAUGGUCGGGAGCGGGAGGCUCCCUCCAUGAGCACUGAGGAGGCCAUGCGGGCAGUGGGCACAGGGGACUGUGGGCAGGUGCUGCGGGGUGGGGUGAUCCAGAGCACGCGACGGAGGCGCCGGGCGUCCCAGGAGGCCAAUUUGCUGACCCUGGCCCAGAAAGCAGUGGAGCUGGCCUCGCUGCAGAACUCAAAGGAUGCCAAUGGCUCUGAGGAGAAGCGGAAAAGUGUGUUGGCCUCAGCUGCCAAGUGCGGCGUGGAGUUUUCUGAGCCUUCCUUAGCCACCAGGCGAGCCCGAGAGGACAGUGGGAUGGUGCCACUUGUCAUCCCUGUGUCUGUGCCUGUGCGGACUGUGGACCCUAUGGAGGCAGUUCAGGCUGGAGGUAUUGAUGAGGACAGGAAGGGUCUGGAGCAGAAUCCUGCCGAGCACAAGCCAUCAGUCAUUGUCACCCGGAGGCGUUCCACCCGUAUCCCUGGGACCGAUGCCCCAGCUCAGGCUGAGGACAUGAACAUCAAGGUGGAGGGGGAGGCUUCGGUGCGGAAACCAAAGCAGCGGCCGCGGCCUGAGCCCCUGAUCAUCCCCACCAAGGCAGGCACUUUCAUCGCCCCUCCCGUGUACUCCAACAUCACCCCAUACCAGAGCCACCUGCGCUCUCCUGUCCGCCUGGCUGACCACCCCUCUGAACGGAGCUUUGAGCUGCCACCCUACACGCCACCCCCCAUCCUCAGCCCUGUGCGGGAAGGCUCCGGCCUCUACUUCAACGCCAUCAUGUCAACUAGCAGCAUCCCGGCCCCACCUCCCAUCACCCCCAAGAGUGCCCAUCGCACCCUGCUCCGGUCCAAUAGCGCUGAAGUCACCCCGCCCGUCCUCUCUGUGAUGGGGGAGGCCACCCCAGUCAGCAUCGAGCCGCGGAUCAACGUGGGCUCUCGGUUCCAAGCAGAAAUCCCCUCUCUGAGGGACCGUGCCCUGGCAGCUGCAGACCCCCACAAGGCUGACUUGGUGUGGCAGCCGUGGGAGGACCUAGAGAGCAGCCGGGAGAAGCAGAGGCAAGUGGAAGACCUGCUGACAGCUGCCUGCUCUAGCAUUUUCCCCGGUGCUGGCACCAACCAGGAGCUGGCCCUGCACUGUCUGCACGAGUCCAGGGGAGACAUCCUGGAGACGCUGAAUAAGCUGCUGCUGAAGAAGCCCCUUCGGCCCCUCAACCACCCGCUGGCCACUUAUCACUACACAGGCUCCGACCAGUGGAAGAUGGCGGAGAGGAAGCUGUUCAACAAGGGCAUUGCCAUCUACAAGAAGGAUUUCUUCCUGGUGCAGAAGCUGAUCCAGACCAAGACCGUGGCCCAGUGCGUGGAGUUCUACUAUACCUACAAGAAGCAGGUGAAAAUCGGCCGCAACGGGACCCUAACCUUCGGGGAUGUGGAUACAAAUGACGAAAAGUCAGCCCAGGAAGAGGUUGAAGUGGAUAUUAAGAAUUCCCAGAAGUUUCCAAGGGUGCCUCCUCCCAGAAGAGAGUCCCCUAGUGAAGAAAGGCUGGAGCCAAAGAGGGAGGUGAAGGAGACCAAGAAAGAAGGGGAGGAGGAAGUGCCAGAAAUCCAGGAGAAGGGGGAGCAGGAAGAGGGGCGCGAGCGGAGUCGGAGAGCAGCGGCUGUCAAAGCCACGCAGACGCUACAGGCCAAUGAGUCGGCCAACGACAUCCUCAUCCUCCGAAGCCAUGAGCCCAAUGCCCCAGGGUCUGCUGGUGGCCAUGCCUCAGAGAAGCCAAGGGAGGGGGCAGGGAAGUCACGGAGGGCAUUGCCUUUUUCGGAGAAGAAGAAGAAACCAGAGACAUUUAGUAAGACUCAGAAUCAGGAGAACACCUUCCCUUGUAAAAAAUGUGGCAGGGUGUUUUACAAGGUGAAGAGCCGCAGUGCCCACAUGAAGAGCCACGCGGAGCAGGAGAAGAAGGCUGCAGCGCUGAGACAGCGGGAGAAGGAGGCCGCCGCGGCUGCCGCCGCCUCCUCUCACCAGCAGGCGCUGCGGGAUGAGGGCGGCGCGGGCGAGAAGGGCUGAGCGCGGGGAAGCCUCCGCCCGGAGAGCCGCCGGCCCGAACCCCCUCUCGAGGGCUCCAUGGCCUCUCCCUUGCGCCGGGCGGCGGAAGAGCCUGGAAACACCCUGGAACCCCGAGAGGGAUUGAGAAAAGAACCCCAUGGCCUUUUCUCUGAAAACGCAAGCAAGUCAAGUAAACGGCUCUUUUAUUUAUAAAGGCCCCAAGGAGCAGUGUUAAUGGGCAGCAGCAUCCAGUUCUCUUGGCAUUUGGGCUGUCGGAAGUUGUCCUCUUGCUUUCGUGGAACCGUGAGCGUCCCCGCUUGGGCUGCCCCCUUCGAAGGGGCUCCGGCCUCCGCCUCCUCUCACACUCUGAUCUCUGCUGCCGCGCCAUCUCGUCCCUUCUUCCUUGCCGCACAGUCCUCCCCUCAGUCUCCAGGAAGCUGCCUUGGUGAGCCAAGCACAAGCUCACCCCUCCCCCGCUCCCGCAGCAUUACUCCCCCUCCCCAGAGGGCCUCAGGGGCUGCAGAGGCCCUACCCCAAAUCCAGAAAAAGGCACUCCCUUGGAUAGAGUGUGGUGGUCCAAGCCUUUAGCUGCUCGGUGACCCUGUGCUCAGAUUGGCCACCUCCUCCUGGGAGGCCACCAGAAUGCAUCGUGGGAGAGUCCGAGGACAGGUGCCUACUUUGCUGCUUGCUAGCAGCCCUGCUUGGGCUGGAAAGUAUUUUCAGAUGUUUGGGAAAGGGUCCCGAGUUCCUGUCUGAACUCUCAGCCUGCUGGAAGAAAGGAAACUGCAGAGGUUGGAAGCUGCAGGGCUAGGCCUGAGGAGGCUUUUGACAAAUGUGGCUCUUCCUGCUUCCUGUCACCUCUUUGCCAAAUACCUUCGGGCCCUGGAGGCUGCCAUGGGAGCUUAGCCUAGAGCAGGGCGUGCAGAGGUCUGGCGUGAUCCCCAGCAACCCAGCCUGUUCCUCCUCGGUGCAAGCUCCCAGCCUGCCCCUGUCCUGCCCUCAGCAGCUACCCCCCAACUCCCUUCACCCUGUCCAAGGCUGAUGCCCACAGCUCAGCCCCCCAGUCCUGCACGCUAGAGAUUUCUGGAUCUUUCCCUGGGAGAGGGAGGUCUCCUAACUAGAUUGGAAAGGAGCCUUCAUUCCUUGACUCGUGUCAUUCAAGAGCUAUUUAUUUAUUUUUAAUAUUUAAUUUUUAACAUCCUCUCAGGGACCAGGGGCCGCCUGUUUUCCAGAGGCCCAAGUGCAUUUAUCCCUAAACAAGGCACCUUCUUGGCACCAUUCCCUGCACCACCCCCCUCCCCAAACCCUAAGUUCUUCACCUCUGCUCUGGAAGCUCUUGCCAGCAGGAAUGGUGGCAGCACUGAAAGAUGGUAGAAAGGUGGAUAGUGUCACCAGAGCCACAAGGAGACUAGCUGGAGCAUAUGGAAGAUCAAAGGCAGUUUUUGUUUGCUACUUUUCUGACUGUACUUUCAAGUUGCCUGAGGGGAUUGGCAGGAGGCCAGAAUUCUGCUUUUGUUUGUCAGGUUUGGAUCCUGACUUGAAAAAGCCUUAUUUAGCAUGGAGUCACAGAGGCGAAAGGGCUGGAAGGUUCUGGAGGCCCCUUCACUUGCCUGUCCCAUAGGAGGGCUGAGUUAUUUUUCUGCUCGUUAUUCAACUUGAGCUGUGUAGUUCUAAGUGAAUACAAGUAGUAUGGCAAGUCAACAUGUUAGGAAGAAUCCCCAGAGUAUCCAUUCUGCUACUCCUUAGGAAACAGCCGUCUUAAAGCGUCAUGUUUGUAACUGAGAGUGGGGAGGGAGUUUUGUUUCUAAACUAUGCACUAUCAGGUAUUUUUCAGCAUUCAUUUAUUAUUAAUGUGGUUCUGUAGGACCCCACCUAUAAGAGUAACAAAAUUCGUCCCCCUCCCAGACUCCUGGAUGACUUCAUAGAUCUCUAACUUCCCAAUUAAUUUCGUCCACAAACUUCUAUAAGCAAAAUGGCCCAGGAUUGCAAAAAUCUGGUACACCCUCUAGAAUCAGGAGGGUAGCAAAUUUAGGCUUACUUUUAAAUCACUUGUGUAAUCUGAGUGCCUUCUCAGCUUAGCCCCAAAGUGCUACUUCUGUUUCCCACAUUUGUUUUCUGUUUAAACUGCAUUUAGUUUCAGGCCUCUUUAUGGACAUGUGGUAACAGAAACCUCCUUCAAUCACAUGAGACCCUGCUGUCUGGUGGUAGCAUCUAGUUCUUUGACAUCUUUUUUUUUUUUUUUUUUUCAACAAGUAAGUGAUUUGUUCUCAGCUCGUGGAGACCAGACCAGAUGAAUGUAGGUGGGGAAACUAUUAAUUGUCCAGCAGCCUAUUCACCAGACACUGUAUUUUAGGAGGGUCCAUGCUUCAGGAUGGAUUUAUAUCUAGAAUGCAAUGUGAAAAUUAAAAUGCUCAGAUGGCAGAUGCAAUUGUGGCAAGUGCCCAGCCAUAGAAGCCGGUAUGUAUAUCUUUCAUGGUGCUUUCUCCCCCGUGAACACGGUCAGCUCUUUUUUUUUUUGUCCCCCUUUCUUCUCUUCAGAGUUCUUUGCUUUAGGAAGUUAAAUGACAAACACCUCCAGCUUUAUAAUGUCCUCCCCACACUGUCCCACCACAUCCGUCUCCUGGCCUCCAUCUGCACUCAGCUAAGGGCAUGAUGCUGACCUAGUGCCUGUAUUCUAGACCAUUUCAGAGGUCUCUUACCCACCCAAGGAGGCAGUGGUGUCAGCACUGUUCUCCAUGCCUUCAGCAGCCCCCUCAAGCCCUUUCUGCCACCCCACCUCCCGCUGUGCUAAGUGAGGUCUGCCCCUAGCACAGAGGUCAUGUGCUGCUUACAUCUAAAGGGAUCGCCUAUGUUUAACUGCCUCAGUGACCUAACCUCUUUCUUCUCAUGUGCCAGAUGUUAAGAUGAAGGAGGAAUACAACAUGGACUCCAGCCUCAGCUGUUUAAAUAUGUUUUCACUGGGGCUUACUUUUCCGGGAUGGUAUUUAUUACCAGACUGGCAAGCCUAACUCCUUAGGUUUACAGGAAGUUUGCGUAUUUUUAUAAAACAAUUCUGCAUCCUCCCUACAUUUGCCUCUAACAAUUUGCAGCUAUUACCACUUUUUCCUCAGUCUCUAAAGUUGAAGGCCUUGUUCGAGGGGACAGAGUACAGGAGAACAGCCUUGACAGUCUGUAAUUAUUGUACAAAUAUUUUAAUAGCAUAUAAAUAAGUAUAUUCCUUUUAUUUUGAAAAAGAAAAAAAAAAACGAUCAGAAACACUGCCUUUUGUGUGUUUGCUGGCCUGUGGCACCCUUUUUUAAAAAGACUGUUACAUAUUAAAAUAGUGUACAUAUAUAUAAAUAUUACCUCUUUUGCUGUACAGUUGUGAUAGACCAGACUGAAGAUUUUAUUUUUUGUGUGCUUUUUAUAAAAAAAUUAAUACACUAAAGAAAAUCUUGCUGAUGUGAUUGUAACGUACCUAUGUAACUUAUUUACUUUUGAAUGUUCUUCUGUAUCUUUAAACCUUUUAUUAAAUAAGGUUUUAAAAAUUCA